Helicoverpa armigera (cotton bollworm) is the source of this 2916-nucleotide messenger RNA. RefSeq names its product RNA-binding protein 25. Gene Ontology annotation, cellular component: spliceosomal complex. Lineage: Eukaryota; Metazoa; Arthropoda; Insecta; Lepidoptera; Noctuidae. Gene Ontology annotation, molecular function: mRNA binding. The record is from RefSeq and is a predicted model, not a curated record. Gene Ontology annotation, biological process: regulation of alternative mRNA splicing, via spliceosome; mRNA processing.
GGACUGUUUCUGAACGAAUCGAAAAACAACAGUUUAAAAAAACAAUAUGGCUGCCAAAGUAACCAUGUUGGUGAUAAAAGUGAAUCUAAUAAAUUGUGCUUUAUAGUGAGAUUUUAGUUGUUUUCAAUUUAUAAUUCUAGUUAGUAAAGAGUAUUUAUAUUAAAUGUCAGCAUUAGUGGCUAGUGACUUAGUAAAAUUAUUUAAAAAAGUGUACGCGUCACCGGUGGACGUUUAGUGGUAAAACCUGGCGUUCGACAAGACAGAGGAGGAAAGCCGUAAGCACAGGAGUUUGGCGGUAAGAUGUCAUUCCCGCCCCGACCGCCAAUGGUGCCGUACGGAAUCGCCCCAGGCGUGGUCACAAUGCAGAUGCCCACACACGUGAUGGUGGGCGCGUACGGCGGCGGCGCGGGCGUGGGCGGCGCGGCGGGCGGCGGGCGCGGCGCGCUGCUGCCGGCGCCGGCGCAGGGCAAGGCGGUGAUCGCGCGCGGGCCCACGCGCAACAACGGCGCCAAGGAGGCCGAGGGCCCGCCCGUCACCGUCUUCAUCGGCAACAUCUCGUCGCGCGCGCCCGACGCCAUGAUCCGCUCGCUGCUGGCCGCCUGCGGGCCCGUGCUCAGCUGGAAGCGAGUCUCCACCUUCGGCUUCAGCGAGUUCGCCAGCCCCGAGGCGGCGCUGCGCUGCGUGCGCCUGCUCAACAGCCGCCCCGUCGCCGACAAGCCGCUGCUCGCCAAGACCGACGGCAAGAUGCAGGCGCUCGUCGACACCUACAAGACGGAGCAGCGGUCGCGGCUGGGGCAGGAGGAGGGCGCGCCGGGCACGGAGGGCGAGGCGUCGUACCUGGACGCGCGGCAGCGGGCGCUGGACGAGGCGGCCGAGCGCCGGCUCGCGCAGAUCGUGCGCGACUACCAGGACGACAUCAACAACUACGAGCUGCUGCAGAAGGAGGAGGCCAUCUCCAAGACGGCCCGAGUGCUGGAAGAGGCCGACAUAUCGGAGGAGAAGCGCGAUGUCAUACAUCGUGAGAUCGGCAAGUUCCGCGAGAGCAUGAAGGAGGAGGCCGACGUGGUGGUGCGGCGCAAGCGCGACCCCAAGGACGACAAGCCCGACGAGCGGCCCCGCGACCGCGACCGCGCCGCCGACCGCGACCGCGACCGCGUCGCCGACCGCGACCGCGCCGCCGAGCGCGACAAGGAGCGCGACCGCGACCGCGACAAGGAGCGCGAGCGCGAGCCCAGAGACAAGGAGCGACGCCGCCGCAGCGCCUCCAGGAGUAAAGACAACAGACGCGAGGAACGCGACAAGGAGCGGGAACGAGAACGAGAAGAGAGGGAGCGAGACAGAGAACGUGAGCGCGAGCGAGAACGUGAGAGAGAAAGGGAGCAGCGAGAACGAGAGCGGGAGAGGGAGAUACGCGAGCGAGAAAGAGAACGAGAAAGAGAACGCGAGCGGGAGCGCGAGCGCGAGCGGGACCGGGAGCGGGAGCGGGAGCGGUCGCGGGAGCGGGAGCGCGAGCGGUCGCGCGGCCGCAGCCGCAGCGAGGCCGACGCGCGCCGCGACAAGGAGAUGGAGGACGAGGCGCGCGACAAGAAGCGCCUCGAGAAGAAGGCGCGCGAGAAGGAGGCCGCCUACCAGGAGCGGCUGCGCAACUGGGAGAGCCGCGAGCGGCGCAAGGCGAAGGAGUACGAGAAGGAGCGCGAGCGCUCGCGCUGCCGCGAGGAGGAGCGCGAGCGCGAGGCCAAGCGCCUCAAGGAGUUCCUCGAGGACUACGACGACGAGCGCGACGACCACAAGUACUACAAAGGCAAGGAGCUGCAGCGGCGCCUGGGCGCGCGCGUGCGCGAGGCGGAGGCCGACGUGCGCGAGCGCGCGCGCGAGGCGGCCGAGCUCGCCGCCCUGCGCGCCCGCGUGCGCGCCGCGCCGCGCUGCCCGCCGCCGCCGCCGCCUACGAGCGCGCGCGCGCACGACGCGCUGUACGCGCCGCGCCUGCUCAUCGACGUGUCGCUGCAGCGCGAGCAGCAGGCGCAGCGCGAGCGCGCGCGCGCCGAGCGCCGCCACGCCGAGCGCCUCGCCGCGCGCGCCAAGCACGAGCGCACGCUGCGCCUCGCCGCCGCCCGCCAGCUGCCCUCCGAGGCCGAGCCCAUCGACUCGUCCUCCUCCGACGAGCCCGAGCCCGCCACGCCGCCGCACGCGCCCGCCACGCCGCCGCGGCCCCCGAGCCCGCCGCCCGCCGAGCCCGCCAGCUCGCCGCUCACCAUCAGCUUCAAGCACCACCACGCCAAGCUCAGCCCCGCCAGCGCCGACACGCCCAACGCGUGGCGGCCGCCGCCCACCUACAUAUGCCGAGCGGAGCCGGGGCGCGUGCGGCGCGUGCACGCGGCCUUCGCGGGCGACGACGACGACCUCGCGCCGCCGCCCGACACCAGGCCUGUCAAAGACAAGAAGGACAAGACGAAGAAGCCUGGAGGCGGCGGCGGAGGUGGAGGCGGCGGAGGCGGGGAGGCGACGCCGGCCGACAAGGAGAGCCGCAGCGCGGAGGAGAAGCGCAAGCACAUCAAGAGCCUCAUCGACAAGAUCCCCACGCAGAAGGACCAGCUCUUCCAGUACAAGCUCGACACCGCGCAGAUCGACAACGUGCUGAUGGAGAAGAAGAUCCGGCCGUGGAUCAACAAGAAGAUCAUCGAGUACAUCGGCGAGCCGGAGCCCACGCUCGUGGACUUCAUCUGCAGCAAGGUGGUGGCCGGCUCCGCGCCGCAGGGCAUCCUCGACGACGUGCAGAUGGUGCUGGACGAGGAGGCGGAGGUGUUCGUGGUGAAGAUGUGGCGCCUGCUCAUCUACGAGCUGGAGGCCAAGCGAGCCGGACUGCACAAGUGACCCCCGCCCGACACACUCACAUAUAUUAUAACAUUCGUAUAAACA